This is a messenger RNA of Frankliniella occidentalis (western flower thrips), 2731 nucleotides long. RefSeq names its product armadillo repeat-containing protein gudu (gene gudu). The record is from RefSeq and is a predicted model, not a curated record. The coding region runs from base 394 to 2424 and encodes 676 amino acids. Gene Ontology annotation, molecular function: protein binding. Lineage: Eukaryota; Metazoa; Arthropoda; Insecta; Thysanoptera; Thripidae. The transcript has 12 exons.
GCCAAAACGGUCCGGAGAACAGUUGGCAAGACUGAAGACAACAUACACUCUUGACGACCGCUAUACUUUGAAGUGUGUCGUCUGUAUGUGAGAAAUCGUUUUGACGUUCUCUGUGCAUCAGAAUAAGAAGUAUGGCCCACUGAAUGUUAAAUUACCUGUGUAAAACAACACACGUCAUAUGUGCAAGUAAAUGUUGUUGGCAGUCCAAUGUUUGCAACAUGACUCGCGCUUAAUUUUGGGGUAACAACUGGCCAAUAUCGUUUGAUCAAUAUCUUGAAAGUGGGUUAGGAUGUCGUAUCGAAAUGAAAACAAAGAGGUCUUAGCCAGGCAAUUUUAACCUGGGCUCCCUCGGGGAGCCCCGACUGAUCCGUUUCGAACUCUACCGACGAUAAGAUGUCGAACCAGUUCAACGACGACAUGGACAUGGAGAUGGGUCCGCGGGUGAUGAUGGUGCGCGAGCUGGAGGCCAACCAGGACUCGAGCUUGGACGACGAGUCCGAGGAGGACGAGGAUGACCGCUGGCGCGAGCUCGCGCGCGGCCAGGACGUGCCCUCGGACUAUUGGCACAUCCAGAAGCUCAUCAAGUACAUGAAGGUAGGCAACCAGACGGCCACCACCGUGGCUCUGGCGUGCCUCAAGGACCAGGACCUGAGCUCCGAUACGAACCAGAUGGCCAUCAGGGAAUGCGGGGGGAUGGAGGUGCUGGUGAACCUACUCGAGGCGCAGGAGCUCAAGUGUAAGCUCGGCGCGCUCGCCGUCCUGAAAGUCAUCUCCCUCAACAUCGACUGCCGGCGGGCCAUCACGGACCUCGGCGGGGUGCAGCAGCUCGUCGAGAUCCUGGACGACCCCGCGCGCGACCUCCAGAUCCUGGCGGCCGAGACGAUCGCCAACGUGUGCAAGAUCAGGAAGGCCAGGAAGAUCGUGCGCAAGUCGGGCGGCAUUCCCAAGCUGGUCGACCUCCUGGACGCCGACGCGCACAUCCUCGAGACGCCCCGCUCGUCCAUGCCCCCCGAGGAGGUGGAGCUGGUGGACGUGGUGGUGGCCGGCGCGCGCGCCUUGUGGGCGCUGUCCACCUCGCAGAAGAACAAGGAGGCCAUGAGGAAGACCGGCGUGGUGCGGCUGCUCGCCAGGCUGCUGCGCUCCGGCCACAACGACAUCAUCGUCCCCAUCAUGGGCACGGUGCAGCAGUGCGCCACUGAGGCCAAUUUUCAACUGGCUAUCCAGACCGAGGGGAUGAUACCCGAUCUCGUGGAGUAUCUGUCCACCGAAAACACGGAAAUCCAGAAACACUGCGCUUCCGCAAUUUUCAAGUGCGCGGAGGACCCCGUCACGCGGGACAUCGUGCGGGAGCACGGUGGGUUAGAACCGCUGGUCGAGCUAGUCAAGGACGAACGCCUGCUAGAGGACAAGCCCCUCAUCGCCGCAGUCACCGGGGCCAUCUGGAAGUGCGCCAUCAGCCUGGAGAACGUCAAAAAGCUCAAUUUGCUCGGCAUUAUCCCAGUGAUGACGCGGCUGCUCCAGGACCAGGACAAAGAGGUCGUCACCAACGUGGUCGGCGCGCUCGCCGAGUGCUGCAAGGUGGCGGCCAACCGGUCCGAGGUCCGCGCGCACAACGCCAUCAAGCCCCUGGUGCUGCACCUGAACGGCACGCACCAGCCGCUGCUGCGCAACGUGGCCCGCGCCCUCAACGAGUGCGCCAAGGACAAGGAGUGCAUGCUGGAGAUCGAGGAGCUGGACGGCGUGCGCCUCAUCUGGUCGCUGCUCAAGAACGACAGCCCGGACGUGCAGGCCGAGGCGGCCUGGGCCCUGUGCCCCUGCAUCAUGAACGCCACGGACUCGGGCGAGAUGGUGCGCUCGUUCGUGGGCGGGCUGGAGCUCAUCGUGUCGCUGCUCAAGUCCCCGCACACCAACGUGCUGGCGUCCGUGUGCGCGGCCCUGGCGCGCGUCGCCCUGGACAGGGAGAACCUGGCCGUCAUCACGGACCACGGCGUCGUGCCCAUGCUGGCCCAGCUCGUGCUCACGCUCGACGCGCAGGACAAGGAGCGCACCAGGAGCCGGCGGAGGGCGCGGCCCGGCAACAGCUCCGCCAGGAAGCAGGAGCAGGACAAGUUCUCCGAGGUGACCGGCGAGGCGACGCACUGCCGCGCCGAGCCACCACACCAGGCCGCACCUGGCCACUCUUCUUCACUACUGCUCUGUCUUUCUCUCUUCCUCCCAGCACUACGCUAUUUUAUACCUUUCUUCUUCCUCUCCUCCUCUGUCCACGUCCAUAUUUUAAGUCGUUUCGACCGCCGCCGUGCGAUGAGGACUAUAAGCACUAUAAGCGUGCGGCCCGUAACACCGGAGCCAAAGCAGAAUGCCGCACGCGGGGCCACCGCGGAACCCUCAGACGUGACCAGCGCUAGCUGGACGCUGGUGGCCUGACGGCGUGACCCGAGUAUUUAACGGGUGGCUCCAGUUCGCUAUGAACAAGCAAUCGUGAUAGCCCCAUUUUCAAUUAUUUGAAGCUAUCCUAUAAGACAAAGCUGACCCUCCGGUCUGUCAAGGGCGUGCUCGGCUCGGGUGUGCUGCCCUCACGACAGGCAGUCACUCCUCGGGGGGUCAACCCUUGUUCCGGGCGUCCCUUAGUACAGUAAUCAGCUUCAUUCCCCAUUUCAAACCCUUUUCUCAACGUUUUUGGCUUAAUUUAAUGCAUGAUAUUGGUCAUUUUUCUUAGAACUGCUGUUUUUCU